This is a messenger RNA of Misgurnus anguillicaudatus (oriental weatherfish), 3086 nucleotides long. It is a transcript of the gene dusp26, whose product is annotated as dual specificity phosphatase 26. Gene Ontology annotation, molecular function: protein tyrosine/serine/threonine phosphatase activity; MAP kinase phosphatase activity. The record is from RefSeq and is a predicted model, not a curated record. Lineage: Eukaryota; Metazoa; Chordata; Actinopteri; Cypriniformes; Cobitidae. Gene Ontology annotation, biological process: protein dephosphorylation; negative regulation of MAPK cascade. Gene Ontology annotation, cellular component: cytoplasm.
GGAAGCUCCGACAUUUUCUGGAUGCUGUGUUGCUCUGCAACAUCUGCAGCAUCUGCAUGACUGUGACUGCAGGUGUCUCGUCAUUAGAGGGCGCUAUACUCAGCACGUAUUUGACAUGGAGUUCCCUAUUACCAUUGCAAUAUUUUAAUAUCGUGCAUUUAUUUACCAUUGAGCCGACCUGCAAUGAAACCAGACAGUGUAGGAUGUGUCGCAUAGAUGUUGCGGUGUGAAUGCAGCGGUUGGGUGAAAUACUAAUGCAUGCACGUGUGCUUCCGCAGACAUGGAAAUCUAAAACAACACGGGAUAUACCAGAAAAUAAAACGAUUUGGGGUUAAAUCGAAAACCGCUUCUCUAAGAGUUGCACUUCAAGUCACCGAAGAUGGCAUUCAUGUCCAGAUUGUCCCGGUCCAGAAGUAACUCCAGGUCCCCCAGCAGAAGAGGUUCGGAUAAGGGAUAUCCCAUGCUGACAAUUUCUGAACUUGAACGUCUGCUGUACACUGGAAAAACUGCCUGUAAUCAUGCAGAUGAAGUGUGGCCAAGACUUUACAUAGGCGACCAAGACAUCGCCUCAAACCGUAAAGAACUCGUAAAGCUCGGGAUCACACACAUCCUUAACUGUGCUGCGAGUAAAUGGAGACGGGGGGCAGAGUAUUACUCGGGCAUGAACAUCACAUAUCACGGCAUUGAAGCCCACGACUCGCCCGCCUUUGACAUGAGUGUUAACUUCUACCCCGCGUCUGAGUUCAUUCACAGAGCUCUUAGCACUGGAGGAACUGUACUUGUACACUGUGCUGUUGGAGUGAGUCGAUCUGCCACGUUGGUGUUGGCCUACCUCAUGAUUCGCCAGAACAUGACAUUAGUGGAGGCUAUUAAAACAGUAAAGGAUCACCGUGGCGUCACUCCGAACCGCGGUUUCCUCCGCCAGCUCAGUGCUCUGGACAGCGUACUGCACGCCAGCCGCAAUGCAACAUAAAGCCGCCGGUAGCUUUUGAACUUCUUUCCGACCUUCCUGGCCCAGGCACUGACCUACGGUCAUGUAUGUUGUAUGGCAGUGGAGUUUAUAACUGUCCUCCUGUGGUCAGUAGAAAUGCCUUAUUACAUCAGGACCUUUAGAAAUCUGCAUAAUGCCUUAUUCACUCUUAACAUUUGUUUGUGUGGCCACUUCACUGAAAUCUUCCUGUGUUUUUAUACGCUUUCGUUAAGCAAAACUUAAGCUGGUGUCUCAAAUAUUGAGGCUUUUAUUAUAUAUAUGAUUUUUUUUGUUCUGUGGACUGGGUACAAAAAUGUAUGCUUUGACAUUGAAGGACAGACCCGAGCCAUAUCUACUCUAGAAAAAGGUACAAGUGGGGCGGUACCCUUUAAAAAAGUACACCAUUGUACCUAAAGAGCGCAUAUUACACUGUAAAAAAUAGUUUGCACUCACAUUUUUAAGUAUAAUCAACUUGGAUUUACAAGUCAUUACUAUUUUUUUAUCUUGAAUAGUGAUCAGUGGCUUUAACUUGAAUUAGCUUAACUUAUUUCAACUUUAUUUUAUAAGUUACAGCAACUGAUCACUAAAAAAUUUUAGUUAAAAUUACUUGUAAAUAUAGUUGCUUAUACUUAAAAAUGUAAGAUGUUUUAGUACCUUAAAGGUAAAAAUUUGUACCAAAUGUAGACAUAUCUGUACCUAAAUGAUACAUAUUAGGACCUUUUAAAGGGUACCGUCCCAGUGACAGCUUUCAUACCUUAUUUCUGGCAGUGUAGAGAGCAAAAUAUUACCAAUCUUUCAUUUUUUAUAUUUCAAAAACUGAGAGGUCUUCCUUUCUUAAAGUGGUGCAGUGUUAUUGUGUUAUUGUGUGUUAAUGGAUAUUAUGUAGCUGUUCACAUCAUCACACUAAACUAAACUAACCCAGACAGUAUGAUGUGAUCGAGAUGAUCAUUUACUGUUUUCUCUGCGACAGCAAACAUUAUUUGUACAGUCAGUUUUGUCAGCUAAUUUUUUUUGUUUUAAAGGUGCAGUGUGUAAAUUUUAGCGGCAUAUAGUGGUGAGGUUGCAAAUUGCAAACAACGGCUUAAUGCACUGCUCACCCCUCGCUUUUGAAACACAUAGAGAAUCUACGGUAGCCGCCACCGGACAAACAUGUCAAAGUCGGAGACCACUUAGUAAAAAAAAUGGUCCGUUAAGGGCUUCUGUAGAAAAAUGGCGGCACAAAAUGGUGACUUCCAUGUAAGGGGACCCUCGGUGUAUGGAGAUAAAAAGGUCUCGUUCUAAGGUGAUAAACACAUAACGGUUCAUUAUGAAAGGUCUUUAUACACCACUGAUAAUAUAGUUUUGUAUAUUAUUUUGCAUUUCUGUCAAAAGAUCAUUCUAAAAAUUACACACUGCACCUUUAAUUUUUCAUUUGUGCUACAUGUAUUAUUAAUACUUUCAAAGCUUUAAAGUGAAGUAUUCAACAUAUCUAAAGUAUACACACCGUCUAUGGUAUUGAAUUAUAUGGUAGCUAUACAAAUUUCAGCCUUCUUGUAUUUACAGAUCCAGCAAUCCUCGAGUGCAGUACACUUAAACUGUAGCUGAAUGAAUUACAGUGAUGUAUUAUUAUCGUCUUUCUGUACAUUCGUAUUGGGGAAAGCUGUUUAUUGUAUUUAUCUGUCACAAUGUAUCACCACACUGUAUAUAAUCAUUCGCCAACAGCUUGGACUUCAGCUAACAACUGCCAGGACCCAAUCCACAAUAUGUGGAUCAGAACUACACACCAGUUUGUGUCUUAAAAAAGUGACACUUCAGUAGCAUAGAAAUGAGGUCUACAAGAUCAGAUAUGUAAAAACUGGUGAAACCAAACUGAAGGAAACCCUUAGUGAAAAAAAGGUUGAGUUUUUGGUGGGAAAGAGCAGUUGGACAGAUGAUGAUGAUGAUAAUGAUAAAAUGUGCAGUUUGAAAAAUAAACAACUUUGACAUUUACUUUAAGCCUGAAAAGCAGCUAAACAUGUAUCAGUGAUUUAAUCAAAGACAAAUGUAGCUUACAAUAAAGGAUAUACUGUAUGUGGUCCAAAUGACACUGUUCAUUUUUAUUUAUUCAAUAACAUAUUAAAAUGUUUUGUGUACAUGU